Messenger RNA from Tachysurus fulvidraco (yellow catfish), 2881 nucleotides. It is a transcript of the gene znf395b, whose product is annotated as zinc finger protein 395b. The record is from RefSeq and is a predicted model, not a curated record. Gene Ontology annotation, cellular component: nucleus. NCBI's taxonomy places the organism in Eukaryota, Metazoa, Chordata, Actinopteri, Siluriformes, Bagridae. Bases 454 to 1647 code for a protein of 397 amino acids. Gene Ontology annotation, molecular function: RNA polymerase II cis-regulatory region sequence-specific DNA binding; DNA-binding transcription factor activity. The transcript is spliced from 10 exons. Gene Ontology annotation, biological process: regulation of transcription by RNA polymerase II.
CGGCUCGCGGAAAAGAGUGGAGUCGGAUCCGCGGAGUCGGAUCCGCGGAAUCGGUGCGCGGAGUCGGUCUGAGCGGACACCCUUAAAUAGCCGCGUGACGUCACAUAUCGUACAACGUAAACGUCUGAGAAGAAUAAAGUUGAUUUAGUUUCGGUUUAGUUAUUUGUCAUAAUCGACGAGUAAACAGAGGUAGAGGUGUGAGUCUAAUCCGCUGUCUGUUCGGUUCUUCUUCCGAGCCGAAGCCUGAGUCUAUCAGAGGCUGACUGAGGGGAUUUUUUGAGCGCCUGAGACUGCUGGAACAGAGAGAGAGAGAAGGAGAGACAGAGAGAGAGAAGGAGAGAGCGAGACAGGGAGAGAGAGACCGAGAGAGAGAGAGACAGAGCGAGAGAAAGAGACAGAGAGACAGACAGAGAGAAAGAGAGACAGACAGACGAGAGAGGGUGAGGGCACAACAUGGCAGCUGUGAAGUCCCAGGCAGGAACCGGGGCCAUGCAUUCAGCAACAGGGCGAAGAAAGGGCGGCCUGGUCAGACAUUAUGAUCAAGAGAAAGGAGACAUAAAGAAACACCGGAAGAACUCCGACUUACGGUCACCGGUGGGUCUUAGGGAAGCGUGGCCUGCCAGUUUGGAGCAAACAAACACCGUCCUUUUCUUACAGUCUUCCAGGGUUCAUCUGCCAUACCGGAGUCGUGAAUCGGUAGACAUGGACGAGAUCAUGGCUGCGAUGGUCCUCACCAGUCUGUCCUGUAGUCCAGUGAUCCAGAGCCCCACACAGAGAGACUCCUGUCCACAUGAUCCGCUGGAUAUGGAGUGUGGUGGAGGAGAACUGUCGGACGGCGGCAGCAGCGGCUACUGGAGCUGGGAGCAAGGUAGCGUAAGUCCGGUUCCCUCGCCGUCCGUCACCGAGACAGACAGCAGCAUGGGGCAGCUGGGAGACGAGGGGCUGCACAUGGAGCCGGAACUGGGGGCAGGUGACGAGCUGGAGAGUAGGUGGUGUAAGAGUUUGAGCAGGGAAGCGUACAGGUGUUUGUGGCCAAGCUGCGGAAAAGUGCUGACGUCACGCGUCGGGAUGAAACGUCACAUUCGCAUUCUUCACCUCAGUGGAGCAGAACAGUCUCACAGAGAAGAAGAUUUCUAUUACACCGAAGUAUCCUCAGAGGAAGAGGAACCGACGCCUCUGUCUCCCUCUCUGUCGUUCACCAGUGCACCCUGGUCCUCGUGUAGCUCCACCCACAGCCAGCCCACUUCCACAGAAGACAUGCCCUCUUCCAGUGCCUUCAGCCAAUCCGCUCCCAGCAGUGUGUGGCAGAUAUACACGGAACAUCUCUACCAGGCUUGUGCACCCAAUGAGACCAUAACCCCAGACUGUCCUUCCUCCUGUGACUGGACUUCAGUUGGACUUCAGCUGAGACCUCAGAUCAGCGUGUCACGUAGCCGUUCCAUCAGCGUGGGUGAGCAGUGGCUGCAACAGAGCAGCGUUCCCACCGGAUCACACACCAUCAGCACGUCACCAUCCAGAGGCCACUGCUCUAUCCGGAAAGGUCGAGGUGAGGCCAAAAAGUGCCGCAAGGUGUACGGAGUGGAGCGUCGGGAUCAGUGGUGCACCGCCUGUCGCUGGAAGAAAGCCUGUCAGCGCUUCCCUGACUAAAAAAAAAAAGCAAGCAAGAAUUUCAGUCUUGUCUUUUUUUCUUCUUCUUCUUCUUCUUCUUCUUUUACCGGACGACUACCGGCACUGUAGAGUACCCCUCUUUUUUACCUUUUCUACCUGUUUUCCAAACAAAUAUUUUUAGGAUCCUGCCCUGUGACGUGAGCCGUGGCGAUGAGACGGCGUAACCCGGUACAGUCCUGAUCCCCUUCUGGUUUUUCAUGCACUUCAACCGCUCUUGCGAUUAUUAUUUAAGUCAGUGUCAGUUUUGGUAUUUAGUGACCAUCUGAACAUCAGGUUGUUCUUUUUUUUUUUCUGUUGCUGUUUUUAUAUCCUGAAAUAUGUACUAGCAACAGUUUAUUGUGUUUAUUGUGUUUCUAUGGAUUCGAUUUUUGUUUGUUUGUUUGUUUGAUCGUUUUUCACGUUUCACUUUCGCUCACGUGACAGCGCUUCCUAAUCACGAGGCUAUAACGAUAUCCUUAAUGUUAUAGCGAUGUAUUGAUUUGCACUGAUGGAUUACCAAAGUCAUGUCAUGAUGUGUAACAGUAUUAUGUUUUUCUUUCUUUCUUUCUUUCUUUCUUUCUUUCUUUCUUUCUUUCUUUCUUUUGUUGUUGUUGUUGUAUCUGCUGUCCCACCCGAAGUGUCACAGACGAUUAAAACACACUCUGUACGGUACGCGCGACGGAAAACACGACGGUCUCAUGACAACGCACAAGAGAAAUAGUAAACUAUUUUAUUGAUAUUUUAUGUGCAUUAUUAUAUACAACUCGGACAGAAAAAAAAAUCACUUUGGAAAAAAUAUUCCUGGAAUGUAAUGUGUGUUGAAGUAUACAUUUUCCACAAAGCCAAAAGAGACAUAAAGGAAGAACACUGUCAUGGACACAGACCUGUACGCCAAUUCCUUGUGGUGAUGUUUUGGUUUUGUUUUUUCUUCUUGGCAAACCACUUUCCCAAACAACUUUUUUUUUUUUUUUUUUUUUUUUUUUUUGAAGGAAUACUUGAAUGAGAAAACUAUAAUUGCUAAAAUAAUUCCAACCGAAUAUCACCGCACAAGUCGAAGCGUAGAGAAGGCGAUUCGUCUCUUAAUUCUUGCUUCUUUUUUUUUAUUUGAUUUAUUUACUAAUGGACUCUGGGCAGGCUUUUAUUCACCUCAGAGGUCAUGCUGUGUGCUCAUGUUUAUGCUACAACUCCAUCUAGAUCAGGACUCAAAUAUAAAAAAAAUAAAUAAAUCAAAGUG